Messenger RNA from Corylus avellana, 564 nucleotides. Its product is annotated as Cyclin family protein. NCBI's taxonomy places the organism in Eukaryota, Viridiplantae, Streptophyta, Magnoliopsida, Fagales, Betulaceae. Gene Ontology annotation, biological process: regulation of cyclin-dependent protein serine/threonine kinase activity. Gene Ontology annotation, molecular function: protein kinase binding. The record is from RefSeq and is a predicted model, not a curated record.
GAAACGAUGACACUCAAAAGCAAGGCUGUUGAAUCAGAGAUCUAUGCGUCUUUAGGAUUGGAUGGAAAACAAAAGAGUGUCUCGGAAACUCCCCGAGUUGUUUCAAUUAUUUCUGCUCUUCUUCAGAGAACGAUUAACAACAAUGAGAAAUUAUUGACGGGAUCAAACAAAAAGAACGCUGUUACCAUCUUCCAUGGCUCGAAAGCACCCAAUAUAAACAUUCAACAGUACCUUGAGCGAAUUUUCAAGUACUCCAGCUGCAGCCCUUCUUGCCUUGUGGCUGCAUACAUAUACCUCGAAAGAUUCAUUCAGCGGACAGGUGCUUAUCUUACGUCCCUCAAUGUUCAUCGGCUUCUAAUCACGAGCUCUAUGGUUGCUGCAAAAGUCCUCGACGACGACUGUUAUAACAAUGCCUACUAUGCCAGAGUCGGGGGAGUUAGCACUGCAGAAAUGAAUAGGUUGGAGAUGAAGUUUUUAUUCGGUGUGGAUUUUAGACUGCACGUAACUGCAGAGGACUUUUUGAAGUACUCUCUGCAGCUUCAGAAGGAGGGUCUUGACUCUUGA